Messenger RNA from Dreissena polymorpha, 2748 nucleotides. RefSeq lists its product as uncharacterized. Gene Ontology annotation, cellular component: cytoplasm; plasma membrane. Gene Ontology annotation, molecular function: GTPase activity; GTP binding. Gene Ontology annotation, biological process: intracellular protein transport; vesicle-mediated transport. The coding region runs from base 185 to 1309 and encodes 374 amino acids. The transcript has 10 exons. The record is from RefSeq and is a predicted model, not a curated record. Lineage: Eukaryota; Metazoa; Mollusca; Bivalvia; Myida; Dreissenidae.
UCCCUUGUCGGGCUAUUGACGUGGCAUGUGCAACGAAAUUCUGGACACGUCCGCCAUUUUGACAGAUCGAAAAGCUGUCGUCGCUGAUAAACAUUACAAAGUUACACAUUUGCUUUGUGCUUCACACUUAAUUCUUGGGACCAACCUAUAUUAUUGACAAAUAUCAGAACUUACUUUUACAACAAUGGGAGGAACUUUUGCCAAGCUUUUUGCCAGCCUUUUUGGCAAGAAAGAGAUGAGAAUAUUGAUGGUGGGGUUGGAUGCUGCGGGAAAGACAACUAUCUUAUAUAAACUCAAGCUCGGAGAAAUAGUCACAACUAUCCCAACUAUAGGUUUCAAUGUGGAGACAGUAGAAUACAAGAACAUCAGCUUCACAGUGUGGGACGUCGGUGGUCAGGACAAGAUAAGGCCACUCUGGAGACAUUACUUCCAAAACACUCAAGGAUUGAUUUUUGUGGUGGACAGCAAUGACAGAGAGAGAGUGGGGGAGGCCAAAGAUGAGUUGUCCAGAAUGUUGAAUGAAGAUGAGCUUAGAGAUGCGAUUCUUCUUGUGUUUGCAAAUAAACAGGAUUUGCCAAAUGCAAUGAAUGCUGCAGAGAUUACAGACAAGCUGGGUCUUCACGCUCUACGUAACAGAAACUGGUACAUUCAGUCGACGUGUGCCACCAGCGGAGACGGACUCUAUGAAGGACUUGACUGGCUUUCCAACCAACUGAAAAACGCGAAAACUAGAAUGGGGUGCAUACUCACUUCUAACAAAAGUAUGGGAAACAUAUUUGCAAGUUUGUUCAAAGGCCUAUUUGGCAAGAAAGAGAUGAGAAUAUUGAUGGUGGGGUUGGAUGCUGCGGGAAAGACAACAAUCUUAUAUAAACUCAAGCUUGGAGAAAUAGUUACAACUAUCCCAACUAUAGGUUUCAAUGUGGAGACAGUAGAAUACAAGAACAUCAGCUUCACAGUGUGGGACGUCGGUGGUCAGGACAAGAUCAGGCCACUCUGGAGACAUUACUUCCAAAACACUCAAGGUCUGAUAUUCGUGGUGGACAGCAAUGACAGGGAGCGUGUUCAGGAGGCCAAAGAGGAACUGAUGAGGAUGCUCGGAGAGGACGAGCUGCGGGAAGCUGUCCUCCUGGUCUUCGCUAACAAACAGGAUUUGCCAAACGCUAUGAAUGCGGCCGAGAUUACAGACAAGCUGGGUCUUCACGCUCUACGUAACAGAAACUGGUAUAUUCAGUCGACCUGUGCGACCAGUGGAGACGGACUCUACGAAGGACUUGACUGGCUUUCUAACCAACUGAAAAACGCGAAAUGAUAGCAUUGCCAACUUGAAUUCCUAUUUCUUCUUCUUCUUUUCCGUUCAGGACUGCGAACAAAUCUUGGUUGUGAUAAUAAUUUGUGGAGAUGAAACAAAAAAUAAGGGAAAAGUAUUGAAAGUUGUCCUCUUUAUUAUUGUAAUAAUGGAAAGAAAAAAUGUUGUGUUAUCAGUUUGUAAUUAGUUGCAUGAAAAGUCUUUGAUGUUAAAAAUGUCGACCAAUAAUCUGACCCUUAUGAUAAGUAUUGAACAAAUGGUGUUUUGUUCAGAGUAGAGCUCAUAGCCGUACCAAGGAUCUAAAAGAAACUGCUUUGAGUUUUAAAUUUAAAAUAAAAUGGUAAAUUAAGACCUUAAGAAUGCAUAUCUUAGUAAUUUGUGGAUUGUACUUUGCCAAAUCAUUAAUUUUUCAUACAAUUGAACAUUCAGAUUUAAUCAAGGCAAACAUUAUGUUAGUUGUCGGUAACGUUUUGAUGUCUUAACAAUUCAUAUACUGUGUUGAAACUUCGACAUGUUUGUUUGAUUGGAAGAAUGAUUUGAUUCAAGUGGUGUGUGUUUUGUGUACACGUCUAUAGAUACAUACUGUAUGUGUAAGCUGUCACUCUAUGUGUUAAAUAAUACUGGUAGAAGAUUUAUGUAUGUUGUCAAACAUAGUCAUGUUCAUGCAGUUUUUCAUUUGACGAGUAUUUAACUCUUUUUUUCAUCCCCCCCCCCCCCCCCCCCUAAACAUAUACAAGAGACAUUUGAACAAUGACUGUGCAGAGUAAUUUUUGCAGCAGAUUCCAGAGGAUGUAACCUGGUUUUUAUUUUAGUAGUAGCCUAGUUUUCAUAAACAUUUCUGACUUUUACUUUGUUUGAAUUGACUCUGAUCCUUGCUAUGAUUCUUUCCAAACAUUGCUCAAUUAAUACAUCUUAUUUAAUAAAUGCAUACAUCUUUCCAUAUUUUUGUCAGGUCAACUUUCUUUUAUUACUGCCACAUGUUUCUGUUUUUUUUUUACCAAAGACAUUCCGGUUGUGGAAUUAAAGUGCUUAGCAUUUCCUGCUGGACUUGUGUUCAUAAAUCUUCUUUGCACAUAUAUACACUACAUACACUUGUACAUAACAUGUAUAUGUAGUUAAAUGACGAAUAGUGUUUUAAAUUCCAAUCGAUUAAACAGCAUUAGGAAAUAUUAUUUUAAAUUCAAAUGAUUCUAAUUGAAUUAUCAGAUUAAAAAGUUGUUCCAAUAUAGUCAACUUAAUUGUGUUUCUUGAUUAAAAAAAUGUUGUGAAGUCCUCAGUACAAAGUUAUGUAGUAAUAUACAUGUGUACUUGUGAGGAGAUUGAUGAAUCUAAGCCCAGGUCAAUGGCUUUUGAAAAAUGUCCACAUGUUGUGUAGGCAUAAUCUCCCAUCUGUGUUAUUUAUUUGCAGAAAGAUACCUUUAAUAAAUAAAAUGUAAUUUGUA